Molecule: messenger RNA, 1075 nt
Organism: Pyrenophora tritici-repentis Pt-1C-BFP
Lineage: Eukaryota; Fungi; Ascomycota; Dothideomycetes; Pleosporales; Pleosporaceae
Product: BCIP domain containing protein
Cellular component (GO): nucleus
Source: RefSeq, a predicted model, not a curated record
AUCCUCGCAUAAAUACAUCGCAAUGGCGAAACGAAAACAAGAACGAGACCCGGAAGAGCUACCGGAUGCAUCAGACAAGCGCAAACAGAAAGAUGACGACGAUUCCGGCAGCGACGAGGACAUGGACAUGGUGAACGUCGACUUUGAAUGGUUUGACCCACAACCCGCCGUCGACUUCCACGGCCUCAAGAACCUCCUGCGUCAACUCCUAGACGUAGACUCGCAACUCUUCAACCUAUCUGAACUCGCAGACAUAAUCCUGUCGCAACCGCUCCUCGGCAGCACUGUAAAGGUCGACGGCAAUGAGACGGAUCCCUAUGCUUUUCUUACUGUUUUGAAUUUGGAGACAUACAAGGACAAAAAAGUAAUCCAAGACCUAACCACCUACCUGACCAAAAAAUCACAACCCACAAUCCCCAGCCUCGCCCCCCUCCUCGCAUCCACAUCCACCGCGCAAAUUGGCCUCAUCUUGACCGAGCGCUUCAUAAACAUGCCGCACGAAAUCGUGCCUCCAAUGUACACGAUGCUCUUGGAAGAAAUCCAAUGGGCGGUUGAGGAAAAGGAGCCUUACACCUUCACCCACUACCUCGUCCUUUCAAAGUGCUAUUCUGAAAUCGCGUCGCAGCUACCCAGUCACGAUACAGCGCCGAGCAAGAAACGGAGUAAGAAGGCUGAUGGAGGGGAGGAGACGUUUUACUUCCACCCAGAGGAUGAGGUGUUGCAUAAGCAUGCGGUGGGUUAUACGAGCUUCGAGUAUGAUACGCCCGUGGAUGAGGGGGCGAGUGAUAGUAAGAGGGCGUUUCAGGAGUUGGGGGUCCGGCCAAAGGGACAUAUGGUAUUGAUUGAGGCAGGGAAUUUUGAGGGUGCGGUAGAGGCUGUGAAGGGGUUCUUGAGCGGGCAAUGAGAAAGAAAGAAAAAGGAAGAAAUAGAUGUGAACAUGAACGAGAAAAGGAUCGCAAAACAUGAUUCUAACUGGUGUUACAUUGCCGGCACAAGCCGAAUCUAUAAACCAAACCGUUGAGGAAAUAUUGUUGAUGCACCGCUCCUAUAGACACAAAGCCUCAAGGCCCCUCCC